UACUCGUAACAUGCGGGUGCGCACCACCGAAACGGGGAAAACUAAUAAAAUUGUUGCGAAAACAUAAGCGGACUCUGAGAACCGCGCAAGAUUCCCAGCCAUUCCCACAGGGAAGUUUUCUUUGAAAAUGGCUAGUCUACUUAAGUUUCUAGGCACUUUUCUUCUGAUUACAAUAGGUUUCACCACAGCUGAGAUUUUCAUUGAUGGCGAUCCUGUGGUAGAGCUCUCCUUGGGUAAAAUACAAGGAGGUUCGGUGAAGAGCUUUCAGGGCAAGACUAUCUACGCCUUUAGAGGAAUACGCUAUGCCCAAUCUCCGGUGGGUCAGCUAAGGUUUACCAAUCCCAUUCCGGAAACUGGCUGGGGUGAUGAGGUGCUCAAGGCCACAUCCGAUUCCCUGGUGUGCCCACAACCAGGAAUCACCUUGUUUAUGAGUGAGGAUUGCCUAAAACUUAACGUUUUCACAAAGAACUUUGAGGAGAAGCUGCCAGUGAUCGUUUACAUUCACGGAGGAGCCAAUGUGCUGGGCAGUGGCAACAGCAUAUACGAAGCAGGUCCUCAGUAUUUACUAGAUCACGAUGUGGUUUUCGUGGCCUUCAACUAUCGCCUUGGAGCCCUGGGAUUUCUCAGCACCAACAGCAGCGAGACGAGGGGUAACUUUGGCUAUCUGGACCAAGUGAUGGCUCUGCAAUGGGUCCGCGAUCACAUAUCUCACUUUGGUGGCGACCCAGAGAUGGUGACUAUUCUGGGAAUGAGUGCGGGCUCAAUGGCAGUCAGUCUGCACCUGGCCUCGUCCCUGUCUGCAGGUCUCUUCCAUCGGGCCAUCCUCAUGAGCGGUUCAGCCACCAAUCACUUUCAUAUAGAUAACCUCUUUUGGACACGGAAACUAGCCCGUGAGUUGGGAUGCCCCAUGUACGAUGCCACGGAUGUGGUGCAGUGCCUCCGAAAUGAGACCUGGCCACGCAUUGUGGAAAUCUGCAAGGCAUGGGAGACCUAUCAGUUUGUCAACAUGAAGUGGAACUACGAGAUCGAUGGCCACUUUCUGCCCAGGCAUCCCACGGAACUAAUCGAGGAGGGAAACUUCAACAAGGUUCCCUUACUGAUCAGUUACACGCUCAACGAACUGGACUACACGCCCAAUGUUCACUUGGCAAACGAGCAUUUGCUCCAUGAUCUAGGCUCCAACUUUGUCGAGUAUGCUCCGGAGUUGUUUCUCUACAACGGAAAUGCAAUAAUUGGUCAACAACUCAAGGACUUUUACCUGGGUAGUAACACUACGGAUAUUAACUCUGAAAACAUUGAGCAAUUUGGACGAAUCUUCUCCGAUGGAAUCAUUGGCCAUGGUGUCCACCGUCUUGUCCGCCUGGCCAGCCACUUCACUCCAGUUUAUUACAUGCUCACGGAUUACGUGGGUGAGCGAAGUGUCUCAGCUCCCUUGAAUGAGGAAAGUAAGCCCCUGGGAGUUGGUCAUGCCGAUGAUCUUCAGUAUGUGAUGCCAGGUCUCUGGUAUGGCACCAUUAUGGCUGAAAAUCACACGGAUGUUUUCAUGAUGGAGCGGUUAACCAGCUGGUUUACACACUUUGCCAAAACGGGAACACCCCUAAACAUCACCGAUAUCUGGCCGCCGUGCAACGCGACGCACUUGAAGAUGCUCUACAACGGGGUGGUGACCCAGGUGGGUUCUCUGGCCAACUCCGAUCGAUAUGCCCUUUGGGAGGAACUGUUUCCCACGCCGGCCCGAGGUGGAGGCGCUGCCUGGAAACUCAGCAUGGCCGUGUCUGUAGCCACUGGUGUGGCCUGCCGGCUCAUCGGAAAAUUAAUGUAGCAAUUAGGUGUGGAAAAAGCUUAUCAAUAGGCCGUUUAGAUUACGCUAAUGACCUUCGACGUUGGCUCAUGGCUCUUGGUUCUUGGCUCUUGGUUCGCUCUUCGCCCGAGCACUGCAACUAUUUACUUUGAUUAAUUAAUCAACAAAGGCGUGAGAUUUUCCCUGUUUCCUUGGGGCAAUUAGUCUUUGGCCUGGAGCGG
Messenger RNA from Drosophila elegans, 2022 nucleotides. Its product is annotated as liver carboxylesterase. Lineage: Eukaryota; Metazoa; Arthropoda; Insecta; Diptera; Drosophilidae. The transcript is spliced from 4 exons. The coding region runs from base 128 to 1822 and encodes 564 amino acids. The record is from RefSeq and is a predicted model, not a curated record.